AUGAAUUCAGAUCCUGAUCCCCCCUCAAGUCCCUCUCACCCCCAGCUGCAUCUUGGAAGGUCCCAGCUAAACGCUGCUGCUGUGGACCACAGUGAGAACAAUCAGAAAUCUGGACCAUCUGCAGGAGACAGUGCAACUUUUUCUUCUUCAGUUCCUGGCUACUCCCAUGGCAGGGAGAAAGCUGAAAAAAAUGAGGCCAUGAAGGAAGAACCUGAAGUGCUCUUUGAGGAACUUCUUGAGAGGGCCAAAGCUGGAGAACCAAAAGCACAGACAGAGGUGGGGAAACACUUCUUAAGAUUAGCAGAAGAGGAGGAUGAAGAACUUAACAAUUGCAGUGCGGUUGACUGGUUUAUCCUUGCUGCUAAGCAAGGUCGAAGAGAAGCUGUCAAACUGUUGCGUAGAUGCCUGGCAGACAGAAGAGGCAUCACUUCUGAGAACGAGCAAGAAGUGAAAAAAUUAUCAUCUGAGACUGAUUUGGAGAGAGCUGUGAGGAAAGCUGCCUUAGUCAUGUACUGGAAAUUAAACCCAAAAAAGAAGAAGCAAUUAGCAGUUUCUGAACUACUGGAAAAUGUUGGGCAAGUUGACAAUGAAGAUGGUGAGAAGCAACCUGGCCCGGUCCCAAAGUCGGUGCAGAAGCAGAGAAGAAUGCUGGAGCGAUUAGUGAGCAGCGAAUCCAAAAAAUUUAUUGCUUUAGAUGACUUUGUUGAAAUUACCAAGAAAUACGCAAAGGGAAUCAUCCCAUCUAACCUGAUUAUGCAGGAAGAGGAAGAUGAUGAAUUGGCAGGGAAGACUCCUGAAGAGUUACCCCUGCGACUGAAGGUUGUAAAAUAUCCACUUCAUGCCAUUAUGGAAAUUAAAGAAAACCUUAUAACUAUCAAUGCUCUCAUCUUUUUCUUCAUCAUCAGUAAUCUGACAAUUGAUUUUUUUGCCUUCGUUAUUCCGUUAGUCAUAUUCUAUUUGUCCUUCAUUUCUAUGGUGAUUUGCACACUCAAAGUUUUUCAGGACAGUAAGGCUUGGGAAAACUUCCGUGCUUUGACUGACUUACUGCUUCGUUUUGAACCAAAUCUAGAUGUUGAGCAAGCUGAGGUGAACUUUGGAUGGAAUCACUUAGAGCCGUACAUUUAUUUUUUACUCUCGGUAUUCUUUGUCAUUUUUUCCUUCCCUAUAGCAAGCAAAGACUGUAUACCAUGCUCAGAGUUAGCUACUGUCUCAGUUUUCUUCACAGUGACAAGUUACAUGAGCUUAAGCACAUGUGCAGAACCUUACACACGAAGAGCGCUGAUGACCGAGAUAGCAGCAGGUUGCUUAUCCCUAUUGCAGGUGUUACCUGGGAAUUUUGGCUUCUUGAAAUUCCUAGGUAAAACCUUCUUUACUGUUCCUGUAGGCCAUUUCUUUGUGAUAAAUGUAAGCAUCCCAUGCCUUCUGUUUUUGUACUUGUUCUAUCUUUUCUUUAGAAUGGCACAACUGCGGAAUUUUAAAGGCACCUACUGCUACCUGGUCCCGUAUCUGGUCUGCUUUAUGUGGUGCGAACUCUCUGUGGUCAUUCUGCAGGAGUCCUCUGGCAUCGGGCUCGUUCGUGCAUCAAUCGGUUACUUUCUGUUCCUCUUUGCGCUCCCGGUGCUGGGUGUAGGCAUUGCGCUGAUGUGUCUUAUCCAUUUCAUUAAGUGGUUUGUGUCUCUGGAGCUCCUGAAGAUUGUAGUGACCCUGGCUUUGUGCACUGUCCCUCUGCUCUUCCGGUGGUGGACAAAAGUUAACUUCUCUGUAGUUGGAAUGGUUAAAUCCCUGACUCGAAGCUCGAUUGUGAAACUCAUUCUGGUGUGGAUUACAGCUGUGGUGUUGUUCUGUUGGUUCUAUGUGUAUCGAUCAGAGGGAAUGAAAGUUUACAACUCUACCUUGACAUGGAAUCAGUAUGCUUUCCUCUGCGGACCCCGGUCGUGGAAGGAGACGAACAUGGCACGUACUCAGAUCCUGUGUAGUCACCUGGAAGGACACAGAGUGACGUGGACUGGGCGGUUCAAAUAUGUGCGUGUGACAGAAAUCGACAAUAGUGCAGAAUCUGCAAUAAAUAUGCUUCCAUUUUUUAUUGGCGAUUGGAUGAGGUGCUUGUAUGGUGAAACCUACCCUCUUUGUGACCCCAAAAAUGUUACACUGGAGGAGGAGGAAUUGUGUCGUCUCAAGUAUUUGACAAAGCAUAACUGCCACAUGAAAAUGUUUGAUCGGUACAAAUUUGAAAUAACUGUGGGCAUGCCUUUCAGUAACAAAAAUGGAACCAAGGCUAUAGAGGAAGAUGAUAUAACCAAAGAUAUUGUGCUGAAAGCAAGCAAUGAGUUUAAAAAAGUGUUGUUGAACUUAAGGCAAGGAAGUAUAAUUGAAUUCAGCACAAUUCUGGAGGGUCGUCUUGGCAGUAAAUGGCCUGUCUUUGAACUGAAAGCAAUCACUUGCUUGAAUUGCAUGUCUAAGCUCUUACCUGCAGGGAGGCACGUGAAAAUAGAGCAUGACUGGAGGAGCACAGUGCAUAAAGCCAUUAAAUUUGCUUUUGAUUUUUUCUUCUUCCCAUUCCUGUCAGCUGUAUAA
Molecule: messenger RNA, 2574 nt
Organism: Opisthocomus hoazin
Lineage: Eukaryota; Metazoa; Chordata; Aves; Opisthocomiformes; Opisthocomidae
Source: RefSeq, a predicted model, not a curated record